UGUGUGGCUGCAAUCGCCCUCCGUUCCAGCGUCCCACUCGCUCCCCUUGACGUCUUCAGCGCACUGGCUACUCCUGCGCCGCUUCUACAGAACAACGCCUGCUUCGUCCAUCUCCCACUCCACGCCAGAUACUCCACCCGCUACUCCUGCGUGGAGAAUCACCAGGGUCGGUGACUGAUUCUUUCAGUUCUGUGCUCGAAAAGUACUAGUGGAACUCCAAUCGAAUUGUCUACCAUCUUCACCUUUACGCAGUAUGGCAUUACCUUCAUCAAGCAUCAGAGCUGCAUCCUCCACAGUUUACCCUGCCUAUCUUGGCCUACACCAAAACCCCAACAGCCACCAUGCUCCUUUUCGUCCUUCAAAAACAAACCAUGCCAAUACCUGUAAAUGCAUCGAGUCACCCAAAAUUGCUAGACGAUCUCUCUUCUUCCUACCCGCCACCUUUCUUCUCCUUCACACUUCCUCCUCCCUUGCUGUAGAUGACACAAACAUGUCAUCCACCUUAGCAAUUGACACAACGAUCACAGAUCGCAUCUUCAUGGACUUUAGUGUCUGUCCAAGCUACUUUCGUUCUGACAGACCUUUAGGAGCUGAGCUUUCCUCAUGCCCUGACUCUGAGCCAUUUGGUCGUGUUGUCUUUGGUCUUUAUGGUCGGCUUCUCCCCAUUACUGUUGCCAAUUUCAAAGCUACAUGUACUGCAGCUGCAUAUAGGGGCACUCUUGUCCACAAGCUCCUUCAAGGACAAUUUUUUUCUGCUGGCCGACAAGGCUUUCGGCGUGACAAGGGUGAAGUCCAGCCUCCCUCAGGCCUCAUUAGGAAUUCUGAGACUGUCAAUCCUAAAGCAUUCAAACUAAGGCAUGCAAGACCUGGUACACUUUCCUUGUGCCUCGGAGAGAAUGAUGAUGAUGAUGACAUCAAGCUCAAUCCCAAUUAUCACAAUGUUGAAUUCUUGGUUACCACAGGGCCAGGACCCUGCCCAGAGCUUGAUGGCCAAAACAUUGUCUUUGGAACUGUAUUGGAAGGAAUGGAUGUUAUCACCAGCAUUGCAACCAUACCUACCUACAAACCAGCUGAAAGGAUCCGCUUCUUCAAUGACUUUGCACAGUUGAUUGGUGACGAAAGAGCUCAAACUGCUCGGGCAUUGUGGGAUCGCCCACUUAAGACUGUAUAUAUCAGCGACUGCGGGGAGCUAAAAGUGACCAAACAAUCUCUUUCCCCUCCAAGCUUACCAUGACGUUAUGCAUUAAUAUUUUUGUGCCACUUUAUUACUAGGAUCCUUUCCCUGUACUCCUUAAGCUGUAUAUAUUCCUUCUGUUAUCAACUUAAACGUUCCGACAAACGGUUGUACAGUAUCAACAUACUCUGAGUUCUCAGUUCUUCGCUAUGUAACAGCCUCAACUCGUAAACCUUGGGACUGUGAUGGCACAUGGCUAACUGUACCAAAUUUCUAUCUGGAAGAGAAGAAAAUUAAACAUUGUUGUUGCUGGUA
Messenger RNA from Panicum virgatum (switchgrass), 1489 nucleotides. Its product is annotated as peptidyl-prolyl cis-trans isomerase CYP28, chloroplastic-like. The coding region runs from base 254 to 1234 and encodes 326 amino acids. Lineage: Eukaryota; Viridiplantae; Streptophyta; Magnoliopsida; Poales; Poaceae. The transcript is spliced from 3 exons. Gene Ontology annotation, biological process: protein peptidyl-prolyl isomerization. Gene Ontology annotation, cellular component: chloroplast. Gene Ontology annotation, molecular function: peptidyl-prolyl cis-trans isomerase activity. The record is from RefSeq and is a predicted model, not a curated record.